Molecule: messenger RNA, 760 nt
Organism: Quercus robur (English oak)
Lineage: Eukaryota; Viridiplantae; Streptophyta; Magnoliopsida; Fagales; Fagaceae
Exons: 4
Coding region: 269-448 (59 amino acids)
Source: RefSeq, a predicted model, not a curated record
UUUUUAUUCCUUUGAUGAAAAAUAGAGUCACUUCUUAAACCUUAUACACAAAAACCCUGUAAAUACCAAAACCCCACUCUCCAAAUAGUUCCUCUCUCUUUUCAGCCUAUUUCACUAUCAGCUUCGUAAAGUUCAUCAGCACAUCAUUAAUUUUAGUUGAUACAUUAUCCAUGUAUCACUGCUUCUUCAGUAACUGCAAUUUGAAUAUAGGUCGGUUUUUCACUGGGAUUGGAACUAUUCUGUUGAUUAGGUAAAGACUUCUCAAGACAUGGGAGGCAGGGGAGCUAUACCAGAUAAGUGGUCUAUGAGGGUUCUGUGGGUCUGUGCACUUGGAAGUGCGGUUGGCCUAUAUAUGGUUGCCGUAGAUAGACAAAUAAAGAACAGGGAACGGAUGAUGGCUGAAAAUUUGAAGGCUAUGGAAGGUGAAGGAGGUGGUGAGGAUGUUUGAAUUCUUACAUAUAUAAAUGAUGAGAUGCUUUUAACAACUUUUUGAAGAGCUUCCCCAAGUUUCCAAAUUGGGCCAUCUGUUUAUGUCAAAUGUUUCUUAAACUUUUUUUUUUCCCCUUUGAAAGUUUCUUAAUCCUUUUUCCCCCCUCAUAUGACAUCAAUUUUAUUGAUGACACAGGGUUUUCUUUCUAUUUUCUUUAGAAGGAUGAUAGUAGUAUGUUAGAAGUAAUAAUGAAUACUUGCCACCAAACAUUUUAAUUUUUUACAUGUUUCUCAACCCUUUUUGAGGUCUACAUAGUUAUCUUGAUGGUUA